Rhodamnia argentea is the source of this 1787-nucleotide messenger RNA. Its product is annotated as protein DEFECTIVE IN MERISTEM SILENCING 3. The record is from RefSeq and is a predicted model, not a curated record. Bases 295 to 1596 code for a protein of 433 amino acids. NCBI's taxonomy places the organism in Eukaryota, Viridiplantae, Streptophyta, Magnoliopsida, Myrtales, Myrtaceae. The transcript is spliced from 8 exons.
AUAUUUGUUAUUCCAGUUCAUGGGAUAUGAAAAUAUCCAACUUAUAUAGUAAAAUAUCCGGACUUCAUAUCAUAUCUUAUCCAGAACGAUAAAUGCCGAUGACCAAAAUUAAACUACCUAUUUUGAUAAUUAAAAUUACUUGUUUAAGAAAAAGUUGAGAAUUAACGAAAUUGUUCGAAUUUAAAAACCUCCUCGUCUGCGCAGUCUUCGAGAGUCUAUUCGUAAGUUGUCGGAGCGAGAGAGGGAGAGAGAGAGAGAAAGAGAGCGCUCCAUUUUCAACUGGAUUCUGUCUCAAUGUCGACUUCUCAGUCAAACAACCAAAACCAGCCUUCUUUGAACACAAUGGCAUCACCCCGCCAAGACUCAUUGGCAUUGGUGGUUGUUGAUCAAAAUGAAGGAUCUGCGAAUGCAAACAGCGGAGUGCUACCUGGAGGCGUUUUACAGGCAGAUAUGUUAAUUAACAGUUCUAAGAGACUUCAAGAUGAUCUGCAGUCUCUCGGUCGAAAAAUCAAAAAGCAUGAGGAUAACAUAAAAUCUCUGAAGGCUCAGAAACACAUAUUAGAUGACUCUAUUCUUGAUAAGCAAGUCAUUCUUGGGAAGUAUCAUUCUUCCGCGCCAAUUACCGCUGAAGAUCGUAGCCUUUCCAAUGGAGGUGAGGAGGAAACAACUGAGCAAAUAUUGAAGCAUGAUAAAUCUGCUGCUGGAAUUUGGUGCCAACUUAUAAAUAGUCAUGGCAAUGAGGCUCCCAAUCUUGCUUUAUCCAAGGAUAUCAUCGGCAUAGUUGCUACUCUAGGGAAAGUCGCAGAUGAAAAUCUUAGCAGGCUUCUCUCCGAGUAUUUAGGAGCGGAGACCAUGCUUACCAUUGUUUGCAAGACUCGAGAAGGCAUCAAGGCUUUAGAAACAUAUAAUAGAGACGGCAGUAUUGAUAAAUGUGCUGGUCUUCAUGGGCUUAGUUCUUCUAUUGGGAGGAUUUUAAAUGGAAGAUUUCUCCUUAUUUGCUUAGAAGAACUAAGACCAUAUGUUGGUGAUUUUGUAGCUGAUGAUGGCCAGAGACGGCUUGAUCUCUUUAAGCCCAGAUUUCCGAAUGGGGAAUGUCCACCUGGUUUCCUUGGCUUUGCUGUCAACAUGAUUGACAUAGAUGCCACCCAUUUGGUUUGUUUAACACCCAGCGGUCAUGGUCUCAGGGAGACUCUAUUUUAUCAUCUUUUCUCUCGUGUUCAAGUCUAUAGCACAAGAUUGGAUAUGCUACGUGCUCUUCCUGUAAUCAGUGGUGGAGCCAUCUCCUUGGAUGGUGGAAUAAUUAGAGGUCCUGGCGUGUAUUCCCUAGGCAAGCGGGAGGAUGUUCCUGUGAGAUUUCCAGUACCAUCGGGUGCAUCCAGUCGUCCUGCUAAUUACCGUGUAGUUGAAAAUCAGAUGAGGGACUUGAAGGGGAAAAGGGAAAAACUGCUGGAAGAUUUGCAACGAGAGCGACAAAUGUUGGAUCAUGCUAAACUGGCAUUCGAUAGAAAGAAGCAAGAAUUUGUUAUGUUUCUUGCUCAAAGCUCUUCUUAUGCGACCCAGGUUCAUAUGGGAAGCAACCCCAUGACCCCCAAAUGAAAUUUUUGGAUGAGGAAGAGAUCUUUGCAAUUAAUCAAGCGGAGUAAACCGACGGAAUUUCAAGACGCCCCGACUCAUCUGACUUGUUGUCUUGUUUUAAGUUUUCGGCAGGACUUAUUUCCUAGGUCUAUGGGUUGGAAUAAUGUCUUCGGUUUAAUGCGGUUUAAUUGUAUUUGCAAUGUUCGACUGUA